GUGAGCAAGUCAUAUGACGUACCUGGAAACAAAAUGGUGGAAGCGAGAUGUCUUCUGCUGCUGAUCAUAUGCACACAUUGGAUUGUAGCAUUUUCAGCGACUGAUCCCGUACCGCCCUACGUUGAAAGCUAUUUUGACCAAACAAUCGAUCACUUUAAUUUUAAGUCGAAUGGAGAAUCAACUUAUCGCCAGAGGUAUCUGACGCAAGAUAAAUGGUGGAAGAAAGGUGUUGGUCCAAUAUUUUUUUACACGGGCAAUGAAGGGGACAUCACAGACUUCUGGUCAGCAACUGGAUUUGUGCACGAGUUUGCACCAGUGGCAGGAGCUCUUGUAGUAUUUGCAGAACAUAGGUAUUAUGGAAAGUCUUUGCCAUUUGGAGACAAGAGUUUCACAGACCCAUUCAUUGGGCUUCUUACUGUGGAGCAAGCACUGGCUGACUAUGCUGUACUCAUUACAUCUUUAAAAUCGUCUUUGAACGCUUCCAGUGUUCCUGUCAUUUGUUUUGGUGGCAGUUAUGGUGGCAUGCUGAGUGCAUACAUGAGGUUCAAAUAUCCCAACAUUGUGACGGGCAGCAUAGCAGCCAGUGCACCCAUCUACAUGUUGGACCCAUCCACCGACAAGUCAUUUUUCUUCAACCAUGUCACCUACGACUUUUUAGAAGUGAGUGAUAACUGUGUGGCAUCAAUUAAAGCAGGUUUUGAGGCCAUGGAUAAAUUGGCACAAGCAGGGCCACAAGGGCUUGCAACACUCACUUCAGACUUUCAGUUGUGUUCUCCCCUUGCUGAUUCAGGACCAUCAUACAGGCAUCUGCUCUUAUGGCUGCGCAAUGCUUUCACUAACUUGGCUAUGUUUGACUAUCCCUACCCUGUAGACUUCCUUGGCUUCAAAGUCCCUGCAUUCCCAGUGAAGGCAGCCUGUGAUGCAAUUUUCAAUUCAUCAGACCCAGUCAAAGGCCUUGCUGCAGCCGCAGGUAUUUUUUAUGAUGUGCACGCCCAUACACCUCCAUGCUUUAACAUCACAGCAGACUUUGUGGAGUGUGCUGAUCCCACCGGCUGUGGUACAGGCCCUAAUGCCUUGGCCUGGGAUUAUCAGGCGUGCACAGAAGUCAGGCUACCUGAUGGCAGCAAUGGACAGACCGACAUGUUUCCACCAUUACCUUUCACACCAGAGAUGCGAGCAGACUAUUGCAGGCAGCGCUGGGGAGUGGUGCCAAGGGACCAGUGGGCAGCUGUUAGCUUCUGGGGAACCAAGAUAAAUGCAAGCUCAAACAUUGUAUUUUCUAAUGGAGAUCUAGAUCCAUGGUACGGUGGUGGGGUGCCACGCAGUCUGUCAGAUUCUCUUAUUGCUGUACUAGUCAAAGGAGGAGCACAUCACUUGGAUCUGAGGGGAAAUAAUCCACUAGACCCUGCAGGAGUAAUUGCAGCUAGAGAGCUGGAGAGGGAGUAUAUCUACCUGUGGAUAAAUGGUGCUAUGAACCUCUGACAGGCUUGCAUCAUCACACAUCUGUCAUUCCAAAGUCUGAGACUGGUAUUUCAAACAGCAUCUGAUGUCACAUUGCACUUUGUAUGUCUUAUGGUUAAAUAGCUACCACAUGAGUGUUUGAUUAAACUUCUAUGUUUAUAA
Messenger RNA from Pomacea canaliculata, 1623 nucleotides. RefSeq names its product dipeptidyl peptidase 2-like. Gene Ontology annotation, cellular component: vesicle. The transcript is spliced from 12 exons. The coding region runs from base 34 to 1482 and encodes 482 amino acids. NCBI's taxonomy places the organism in Eukaryota, Metazoa, Mollusca, Gastropoda, Architaenioglossa, Ampullariidae. Gene Ontology annotation, molecular function: dipeptidyl-peptidase activity; serine-type exopeptidase activity. Gene Ontology annotation, biological process: proteolysis. The record is from RefSeq and is a predicted model, not a curated record.